This is a messenger RNA of Cephus cinctus (wheat stem sawfly), 2245 nucleotides long. RefSeq names its product isocitrate dehydrogenase [NADP] cytoplasmic (gene Idh). Bases 406 to 1824 code for a protein of 472 amino acids. The transcript is spliced from 2 exons. Lineage: Eukaryota; Metazoa; Arthropoda; Insecta; Hymenoptera; Cephidae. Gene Ontology annotation, molecular function: NAD binding; magnesium ion binding; isocitrate dehydrogenase (NADP+) activity. Gene Ontology annotation, cellular component: mitochondrion; cytosol; peroxisome. The record is from RefSeq and is a predicted model, not a curated record. Gene Ontology annotation, biological process: isocitrate metabolic process.
GUCUAGUAAGAAUUGUUUCUCUUACUCUUUGCUUGUAGUAUAUCUAUAUACUUAUUGCAUAUACUGUUGUGAAUUGCGUUUUCUGAUAUCACUCCUCUUUAUUUGGAUUAUUUAGGACGUCUUUAACAUGCCAUAUUGUCGAGUGAUUUCUACUUUAGUUGUGAAGUAAACGUGGAGUCUGGGUGACUGUGAAAGAGAAGUUCUGAGGAGUGUCAACGGAUUAACAAGCGGCAAAGCAGCAACUAGCAACAAGUGCACUAUACUCAGUGAGAGAAAUUAUUUUGUAACCCUGCGAAAACAGGAGAGGUCAGAAAGUGUAAAAGAGAGGGGAACCAAUACUGGAGAAAGAGGAUCUGAACUGUAGGAGGUAAAGAGAAACGGAGACAGAAGAGUCUACUCGUCGCCAUGUUCGUGUCCCACCGGUUCUUUAGAGCGAACACGAAUGUGAUCAGAGCAGCGACUCGACUUCAGUUCGACGGUUCUAACGGUGCUGGUUUAUUGUCGCUCCUGCGUUCUGGCUUAUCGAUCUCCACAUCCAACGAUUAUAAUCAAAUUCCUCAUCUCCACAUCAGAAACUUUAGUAUCUCUGCUGCAGCUAUGGCUAAGAUUAAGGCAGGACCUGUUGUCGACAUCCUUGGAGAUGAAAUGACUAGAAUCAUUUGGGACUCUAUCAAAGAAAAGCUUAUUCUUCCGUAUCUUGACAUUGACCUUCAUAUAUAUGAUUUGGGAAUUGAAAACAGAGAUGCUACUAAUGAUAAAGUAACGGUGGAUUGCGCUGAAGCUAUAAAGCGUUAUAAUGUUGGUAUUAAGUGUGCAACAAUCACUCCUGAUGAAAAGAGAGUAGAAGAAUUCAAACUGAAGCAAAUGUGGAAGAGUCCGAAUGGAACAAUUAGGAAUAUCUUAGGUGGUACUGUAUUCCGUGAAGCUAUUAUCUGCAAGAACAUUCCACGACUAGUAACAGGCUGGAAUAAACCAAUCAUUAUAGGCCGUCAUGCCCAUGGAGAUCAGUACAAGGCCACCGAUUUCUUAGUGCCUGGUGCUGGUAAACUUGAAAUAUCAUGGGUUGGUACAAAUGGUGAAAAGAUUCAACAUACCGUUCAUGAGUUUAAGGGAGCGGGCAUUGCACAAGCUCAGUUCAACACUGAUGAAAGUAUUCAGGCAUUUGCACACAGCUCACUCCAAUAUGCCCUAUCACGUAACUACCCACUGUAUCUCUCCACAAAGAAUACUAUUCUGAAGAAAUAUGAUGGAAGAUUUAAAGACAUCUUCCAAGAGAUUUACGAAGCAGAGUAUAAGAAACAGUUUGAAGCAAAGAAUAUCUGGUAUGAGCAUCGUCUCAUAGAUGAUAUGGUCGCUUACGCUAUGAAAUCUGAAGGUGGAUUCGUAUGGGCUUGCAAAAAUUAUGACGGUGAUGUUCAGUCUGAUUCAGUAGCUCAGGGUUAUGGAUCUCUUGGUCUUAUGACAUCUGUUCUCAUCUGUCCGGAUGGCCGUACUGUUGAAGCGGAGGCUGCUCAUGGUACUGUUACACGUCAUUAUCGCCAGUACCAGCAGGGCAAGGAAACCUCUACUAAUCCGAUUGCUUCAAUAUUUGCCUGGACUCAAGGAUUACUUCAUCGCGCUAAGUUGGAUAAUAAUGCUGAACUAAAGAAGUUCGCAGAGACUCUCGAGAAAGUAUGUGUCGACACAAUUGAGUCUGGAUUUAUGACUAAGGAUCUAGCGAUUUGUAUCAAAGGAAUGGAUAAAGUAACCAGAUCUGAUUAUCUUGAGACUUUCGAGUUUAUGGAUAAAAUUGCUGAAAAUUUGAAGAAACAGCUGAAAAAUUGACUUCCUAUUGAAGCAGACAUCGAUAUUAAUCAACAAGCAUUACGUGCUAAAUAUUAGAUACAUUAUAAACUUCACAUCGAAUUGGAAAAGAAUGUUCUGAGAUGUAGUUCCAUUUGUUAUUCACUUUUAUUUAUUUUUUAUUGAAUAACGAGAUUUGGAACUAGAUGACCAGCAUAGAACGUACAAGGAAUAUCAAUAAAUUCUGUGUAAAACAGCCUAUUGAAAAUAUAUUCUGCCUAGGGCAGUCAGUAAAAAUGAUAAUGAGUAUGCAAGUCCAGGCAGCAACUAAAGUUAUAUUUAGAAUUAUAGAAGUACACAUAAAAUGGAGGAUUUUUAUAAAAUUAACAGAACAGUGAAUACUAUCUUUACAAGUAUUGCUAAAAAUGUGGUAAUUAAAAUUAAAAUUAUUUUUAAUUCAGUA